AUGAGUUCAGCUCUUGGUUUACCUCAUACAAGUGAUGGUCCCUUUAACUCGAACGCAGAUGCACUUUCAAAGGUGGAUGCAACGUUCACUAACGAGGAUGAUCGGAUUCUUAGCUGGCUUUCUGCAACUAAUCACGUCGCUUGCUUAAACAGUAUCGUCGCAAGAAGAACCAAAGAUACUGGUGGCUGGCUUUUGAACUCCACUACAUUUGAUGAACGCGCUACAUUCGAUGAAUGGGUGAGGACAAGCGGGCAGACUAUGUUUUGCCCAGGCGCGCCAGGGGUAGGGAAGACAGUGAUAACAAGUGCUGUUAUCCGAGAACUUCAAAACAGCUUUCAAGGUGAUUCGAAAGUGGGACUGGCAUAUUUCUUUUACGGUUUAAAUUCAAUAAAAGAGCCCGAUUCUUCUGAGGUCCUUGCCAGUCUAUUGAAGCAAUUGGUUGAACAGCAGCAUUUGAUGCCAAACUGUGUUAAAGGACUCUACAAACGACACUACGACAGAAGUACUCGCCCUUCCUAUACGGAAAUAGCGAGAGCGUUUCACUCUGUUGCUUCUAGUUACACGAGGGUUUUUAUAAUUCUGGACGCGUUGGACGAGUCCCGAAUGUCUAACCAAGGGUACCAUAUGAUUCUUAAGACGAUCAGGAGCAUCCCAGAAGAGGUUGGGAUAAGUCUUUUUGCAACAUCCACAUUCGUUCCCGAAAUUAUGAGAGAGUUUAGCGACUGUUUUACUCUCGAAAUUCGUGCUACCCAGGACGACAUACGUAGGUAUCUGGACAACAAAAUCACGAUGCUUCCUGAAUUUGUUUCCAACGAUGCUCCCUUGAGGGAGGAUAUAAAGAAUGGUAUUGUGCUUGCAGCUGAUGGAGUGUUUCUUCUUGCACAGCUGUAUUUCCAUUCUUUGGUGGGAAAGCCCACACCUGAGGCCACCAGGCUUGCUUUGAAUGUCCUCACUACUCACGAGGGCUCCAAAUCGAAAGCACUAGAUCUAGCACAUCAUUUAGUGAUGCAACGAAUCGAAUACCAGGAAGCGAAUCUUCGGAAACUAGCGAAAAAGGCCAUGAUAUGGGCUGCUUACGCUAACAGACCUCUGAGCGUGUCUGAACUUCGACACAGUGUGGGGAUGGAAAUCGGAAAAUCCAGAUUUGAUGCCGAUAGUCUUCCUAGUGUCGAAGAGAUACAAGCAGCCUGUUCCGGAUUAAUUGAUAUAAGAGAAGAAGAAGAUGCAAUCUUUAUGCACAGUCUGACCAAGGACUACCUCAAACGCAAUAAGGGCAUUUUGCUUUCGAGCGAUAUUCAGGCUCACAUAACCAACAUAUGUGUGCAAUAUCUUUGUCGGGAUGAUUUUAAUGACGGUUUCUGUUGCUCGGACGUGGAGUUUGAGAGUCGAUUGAAGUCAAAUGCUCUUUAUGAUUAUGUUGCGCGGAACUGGGGCGAACACGCACGCAUUGCUUCUUGGGAAGUCGCAGAACUUAUUAUGAACUUCCUCAACAACAAGAGUAAACUAGCUGCCUCCAGCCAAGCCUUGAUGGCCUCGAGAAGGUGCGAUGCUGACCAUGGGUAUAGCCAAAGGGUGCCAAAUAAUAUGACGGCAGUACAUAUAGCUGCUUUCUUUGGAUUACGGGAUAUAUUGAUAUCGUCGAUUGUGUCUGGCAAUGGUCUAGAUGAAAAAGAUAGCCACGGUCGGACUUCGUUGUCGUACGCUGCGGAGAAUGGACACGAGUCCACGGUACAAUUGCUCCUCGAAGAACCCCAUAUCGAUUAUAAUUCCAUGGAUGUUAACAACCGCACACCGCUAUCGUGGGCCGCGGAGAAUGGGCACCAACAGGUUGUACAAUUGCUCAUAUACGAGGGUGCGAGAAUAGACCUCCAGGACAAAAUAGGUCGCACACCGUUG
Messenger RNA from Talaromyces proteolyticus, 1896 nucleotides. RefSeq lists its product as uncharacterized. Gene Ontology annotation, molecular function: protein binding. The record is from RefSeq and is a predicted model, not a curated record. The annotation marks the transcript as partial. Lineage: Eukaryota; Fungi; Ascomycota; Eurotiomycetes; Eurotiales; Trichocomaceae. The transcript has 2 exons.